Molecule: messenger RNA, 419 nt
Organism: Amoebophrya sp. A120
Lineage: Eukaryota; Dinophyceae; Syndiniales; Amoebophryaceae
Source: the annotation of a GenBank genome assembly
CACGGUGAGUUGCAAGAGUACCCCGAGCAUGCCAGUGCAAACAAAGCGUUGCUCUUGGAUCGCAACAAGAAAAUUGCGACGCAAGUGGCGACGGCCGAGCAAUUGGCGAAGUUUGGGGAAAAGGAGAAGAAGCAACAGGUACAACAACUUCAAGGACAGACGCAGCAGCACAAGGAAAUCAAACAGAAUCAGAAUCACGUUGAAUCGGUAGGUCGAGCAGCUGCUGCAGGAGGUGUGGCAGGAGGAGAGAAAGCAACAACUGCUGCCCAGGUGGACGUACCUCAAGUUCAACAAAGCGUCGAUCUUUUGGGGGACGGGGAAACAGCAACAGAACAACGAGAGUCCACCUCUCAGGAACGCGACCGCGCAGGAACCAGCGGCUCUUUCACGAAAGAUUUGGAAAGGCAACUGUCCCUGAC